AUGAGCUUUUUAGCGGUUUUCAUCUAUGCAAUUUUCUAUUGUGAAGGCCAAAUGAUUGUUGACAUAAUUUACAGCCCUUUCACAAGCCAAGAUUUUGCUUUAAAUUUGACAUCUCUUCUUCAGCUAAAUUUUCAAGGAAUAAUUGAUUUUAACCUCGUGUACAUAGAAAGCUCUAGGGAGGUUCAGCAACUUAUAAAUAGCCCGGAUGUAAUAAUAGACCUUAGUUUUAGCACAAUAUUAUCAGAGAUAAUAAAAGAACUUGCUGAAGAAAAGCAUUUUAUAAUAGCAAGCAUUAAUAAGCCUCAUGGCAUCUAUUCUAACUGAGAAUUUUUUGUGCAUUGCUCAUGAGAAAAUCAGCUCGAAGCUUUAUCAAGUAUUAUUUCUUAUUUAAACUGGGAAACUUUUAUAAUAAUUUCUGACGAAAUUCACAAUGAAGGAAAUAAGAUUUGCAAUAUUUUUUCUUAUAAAAAUUUUCACCUAUCAAUUUUCUCAAAUAGCAAUAACAAAAAUUCAGCAGAUUUAUUUAUAGGAAAAGUAGUCAAAGCUAGUGGGAUUAAAAAUAUUGUGAUUUUAAAUAAUGGAGAAAGCGCUAAAUUACUGCUAAAAAGUUUAGAAGAUAGAGAUUUACUUAUAAAUGGGACUGGAAUUAUAGUAGGAAGUGAAGGCUCUUAUGGGUUAUAUGGUAAUGGGAUUAUUGGGAUCUCAGAAUCCGAACAGGAAUUUGCGGAUAGCUAUUACAGUUAUGAAGGAUUGGCAAUUAUUAAAUUUUUGAAGUUGGUGCUUAGUUUUCCUUCUGAAUCUGACUCAUUAAACUUACUUGAAUUUUUAAAUAAAAAUACAGUUGGCCAUCGCCCGUUAUCCAAUUUUACUGUAAUUAAUACCAAAAAUAGCCAAAAAUUUAUAUCAGGAAAUAUUUUUAAUGGGAAUUUAACUUUUUCAAGCUCCCUGAUUUUUCCAGGAAAUUCUUCAAUAAUUCCAAACUCUCCGAUUACUGAUGUCAACAUAUGGAUCGCAAACGGGACCACAAAUCCGGGUUCUACCCCUGCAGUUAUACCAUCAACAUCAGCAGCAGGGGAAUUUUAUGCUCUAAACUAUUGGCAAAGCUUACAUGCUUUAGAUGGUUUCGAAAUAGGCUCCAUGCCAAAUGGAUUUUUUGACAGUGUGCAUUUCAUCGUCGAAAAUUAACGGGUUUUUUUCGAUUAAAUGUCUCACUAUCAAAAAGCUUCAACCAAUUUCGGCCAAAAAUACUUCGUGAAAUGGACACUAUCAAAAAAGGCUAUGACAUUGGACCCACCCUUCGAAAUAACAUCCACGAACACUGAUUGUGGAGUUUCAGUUUACGAUGAAGAGUAUGGGGUUUCCUGUUUUUCUCAAUUAUUAGUUACUCCUGGAGUAGGUUUUUUAACUUCUAAUUAUCCAUCAAUCAGUAUCUUAAAUUAACUUAGCAUAUUAAUAGAUAGGUUCUCGCCCUAGUUUUAACAAAAUCACAGAGUAUUUCCAAUUUAAACGCUUUGCGACAGUCCUCUAAUCAGAGACGGUGUCUCCUCCUUGCCUUUCAGCUCCAGUAUUGAGUGGAUAGUCUUCAGAUUCGUGCGGCCUUACUCUAAGCUGAUGAGUAGAGAAGCAAGUCUUGUUCACACGUAAAUCCUGGUUUCACGCUGAUGAAGUGACCAAUCGGUCUAGGAAUUGCCUGUUAGGCGUUGCAGGACAACCCUUUCCACUUCGUGCCACCUUUCCCUUUAGGUAAAAUCCAUCCUUGAAAGUGGACUUGGGCUAGGCUCUGAUACUUCAAGAAUUGCUUACCUAGAAUUUCUCUCCAUUUCUGGGAUGGCAAAAUCUUACAGGAUAUAUUUAAAUAUAUGUUAAAAGGAAGUCAGCAUAGCUGGCUGCGAGCGUGAGACAUCAAAUUUAAUUAUACAUCAAUCAGUAUCAGCUAUAUCUAUACAUUGAGAUCUUUAAAUGUCUCGAUACCUAAUAUAUCUCCAUAUGCUCCUUCUGUCCUUUCAGGGAAUCAAGCUCUUUUUCCCGAAUUUAUGACAGUGGCGUCAGAUAUAAGAUUCAAUAUUCAACUAAUUCUAAAUCUCGCAGUAAUUUUUGGAUGAAAAAAUUUUAUUGUAUUUUUUUGAUCAUAGGAUUAAGCAACUGCACCCUAACUUUAUUGGGCUAACUACCCUUUUGUGGUAUCCCUAGUUCUAAAAGGGGCGAAUUAAGGUCGGGGAAAUGGAUGCCAUGAUAACCAGCAAGAUAAAAACCACCAGAACCUUUUUCUCCCAAUCAUUACUUUAUUUCAGACCCCAAGCAUAGUCAAUAUGGUUUGUGAUUUUCCAUUUUAUUUAAAAAAAAUUCUCUUGUCAUUUACAAUAAAAGAAAUAUAGAAAAUUACAAUUACUUUGUAUCGAAAAUAGAACAAUUUGAUAUGAAAAUCGUUAACAGCCCUGAUCUUCAAAUGAUAGAUUCAAAUUAUACAGUAAAGGAUUUUCCAAAAUGGGAAAAUUGGUUCUCAAGUAUUAUAAGUUUAAAGGUCAGGCUUUAUGUUAUUUUUCUGACUCCUCCAUACUGGUUUGACGUAAUUGAAAGCUUUUAUGAUGCAGGAUUAAGGAGAGGUGAUGCAAUUUUUUUAUCAAAUAUAAGAAUGGCUUAUAUGCUUAUAUGGGAAAGUAUUGAGGACCAAAGAAAAAUUAAUGAACUGUUUUAUGGAGGAGUUAUAGUUGCCCAGGCUGAAUGGAUUGGAGAAUAUGCGAAAACGAUAAAAAGUGGCAUGAAAAAAAUAUAUGGAAAUGACACAAAUUAUGGAUGUUUUGCAUUUGAUGCAGCAAUGCUACUUUUAUACGGGAUAGAAUUUACUAUAAAACAUGGACAAGACCUCAAGAACUCUGAAAUUUUAAAUGAAAAUCUAAGAAAACAGAAAUUUACGGGGUGCUCUGGGACUGUAUCAAUAGAACAAGGAAGCAAUCAGAGAAGCUUGCCGACUAUUGGAGUUUUUAGCUUAAGUUGAGAUGAGGACUCCGGAUUAUUAUAUGAAAAGAUUGUAGGAGAAUAUGAUAUUUAUAGCGUACAAUUGAUUACUUUAUAUGAAAGUAUAAUUUGAUAUGAUAAUUCUACAGUAGCACCUAAUGAUUUGAUAUUAUAUGAAAAUGGCUGCCCAUUCCCACAAAAACAGAUUUCACGUUCUGAAAAAGGCAGCAACGCAUUAUAUGGAAUUAUGGGAUUCGUAAUAGCUAUGACGAUUGUUGAAUCUUUGAUAAUAUGAAAAAAAUUUUGGAAAAAUGUAAUGAUAACUCCCUGUCCGUAUCCAAGCAAAAAUUGCUGUUAAUCCAUAUACACCUUGCUAUAAUUGUGUGAGGCCUCUGGCAUGUAGAGAUAUUCUUCAUAUUCCAGAAAUAUUUUCCAUAUGUGAAGCUAUUAUAUCUCUCACCUUUCACAUACCAGAGGCCUCCCACAAUUAUAGCAAGGCGUUAUAUAUUUACAAGAAUUUUUAAUAAUAAAAAUUUUUAUAAUUUUAAAUUUUUUAAAAAAAAAUUAGUCUCUAUAACAAGAAAUUUUGCAUCUCAAAGGAAUUGGGGGGGAAGCAAAUUAACAGCUCCUUCAUAUGUGCAUUUUGAAGAUUAUAUAUCAAUGGGGAUUUUAGUUAUAGAUUUUUUCCAAUUUCUUUCUCAAGGCCCGGAUAUUAGCAAAUUAUAUCCAUGGUUGUCCAUAGUAUGCACAUAUUCGCUAUAGGGCUUUCCCUUGAAUUGCUCGAUAACGGGAUGAAGCCAGCCCGUUAUAGGGCUAUUCAAGGGAAAGCCCUAUAAUUCAUUUUGACUCUAAUGUAACAGGAGAUAUUUACUGAGGCUAUUUAUAUGCUGCUAUCGCUAUCUCUUGCUACUGAGUUGCUACAGCUAUUUUAUUGGUUUGUAGACUAAAUAAGUUCACUAGGGAAUUGUUUAGUCACGCUAUAAAUCUUGCUUUGCUAUUACUUCCUAUAAUUGGAAAUUUUAUAUUUAUAAUUAUGGUUUCAGUGCUUUUAAGUAUUUUUCAAUGCGAUAAAGGAAUUGGUCCGAAAAUCACCGAUUCUUUUAUAGAAAAUGAUUGUACAGUCAAUUGUUGGGAUAAAAAAUUUUUCCUAUGAGGGAUUUUAGCAAUUUUCUCUUUGCUUACUUAUAUUCCUCUACUCUUCCCCCCUUUAAAUUAAAACAAAAAUAUCCCAAUUCAAAGAUUUAGAUUUUUUUGAAAAAUUAAAUUAAUAUUUUUCUUAUUAAAUAAAUUAUAAUUUUCAUAAAAUAUAAUUUAUUUUAUCGAUUUUGUUUAACGGCAUUAAGUUGGAUAUCAAAAAGCCUCUUGUAUAUAAAUUAUUAUUUUUAUGUAUAAAUAUUAAAGUUUUAGUUCUUUUUAAAGGUUACCUUAAAAUGUAAUUUCACUGAUAUUUUGUUCCAUUUUAAAAUGGAGAGUUAGCUAUUUUUUCCCGAUAUAUAUAUGAAAAUAUCAAUAGCCACAUAAAUAUAAAAACACAGCCGAUUUUUAUUAUUGAAAAAACAGUUUUUCAAGUCAUUAUUGUAUGUAUGAAUAAAACCAUAAAAGUUUACGACGAGUCCUUGCAUGGGUUUUGCUGCCUUUUCAUUUUUAUUAUAUUUAUUUAUAUUUGCCUAAAGCAAAGGCCUUAUAAUUAUCACCGAAUGAAUCUUUGGUUGAUUAUUUCUUAUAUAGCAAUUUUAUGAAGUUUUAUUAUUUCAUUAGCUUAUAGAAUGUUGAAUGUUGACUCAGGGAUACUGUGAAUGAUGCUUAAUUUAGUUUGGCUUAUUUUAAUAGUAGUUGGGAUUACAAUUCAAUGUAAAUGGUGUGCAGGAUUAUUGAUUUCUGAUAAAAAAAUAGAUAUCAAAUUUUUUUUCAAAUUUGAAAUGAGCAGAAAUGUUACAGCUGAUGAUAUAAAUAGAAUGAAAAAAGAAAUUGCAGAUAAGAGCUAUUCGCUGAAGGAAAAAUCUACCUUUGUUUAA
This is a messenger RNA of Blepharisma stoltei, 4970 nucleotides long. The record is from the annotation of a GenBank genome assembly. Lineage: Eukaryota; Ciliophora; Heterotrichea; Heterotrichida; Blepharismidae.